AUGGCGUCCCAUCCGGCCCUGAGCAGUGGCAGCGCGGCACCUGACCUCUCUGGCCCUCCCCGGCGGCGGCAGCAUCGGAGGGUGUCCCUGGCGGACAAGAUCAAGGCGAAGCUGAAGAAGACACUGCUAGUGCAGGGGCCCCAGGCGCCCACCCUGCGCGAGCUGAUGUGCUGGUACUGCAUGAACAGCAACACCCAUAGCUGCUGGCGCAUCGUCAUCUCACGUGGCCACCUCCGCUGCGCCCUCUGGAUCCUGCUCACCCUGAUGGCCAUUGGCCUCAUCCUCUGGUACUGCGCCCAGCUCAUCCUCAACUACUACAUGGCCUCCGUCUCCAUCACCGUCCAGUUCCACAAGCUCCCCUUCCCCACCGUUACCAUCUGCAACAUCAACCCCUACAAGCUCCCCUCGGGGCUGGCCGGGCUGCCUUCUCCCUGCCUUCCAGAUGAUGGGUUCGCCGGAGAUGGGCCCUACUGGCUGAAGCCCCAGAACUUCAAGCUGCUCACUGCUGGGAACCAGCGUUCUGCCCUGGGGACGCUGGACUUCAGCUUACUGUACGACCAAGAAAACAACGCUCUCCAUUGUACAAUCAAUAAAGCCAAGGGUUGCCAGCCCAUGGACCACAUUGGGAUCUCUGACAGGUAUUUGGCACUAAAUUCGGAUCUACUCCCGGGGAGGCAAAAAGCAAAUAAACUGAGGACCAAAACCUUGCGGAACACUUUGAAUCCUACCUGGAAUGAAACUCUUACGUACUACGGGAUCACCGACGAGGACAUGAUCCGCAAAACACUCAGAAUUUCCGUCUGCGACGAGGACAAGUUUCGCCACAACGAGUUCAUUGGGGAAACCAGGAUCCCGCUGAAGAAGCUCAAGCCAAACCAGACCAAAAAGUUCAGCAUCUGCCUGGAGAAGCAACUGCCAAUAGACAAAACAGAAGACAAGUCCCUGGAGGAGCGUGGCCGGAUCCUCAUCUCUCUCAAGUACAGCUCCCAGAAGCAAGGUCUGCUGGUGGGCAUCGUCCGCUGCGCGCAUUUGGCGGCCAUGGAUGCCAACGGCUACUCGGAUCCCUAUGUGAAAACGUACCUGAAACCAGAUGAGGACAAGAAAUCCAAGCACAAGACAGCCGUCAAGAAGAAAACGCUCAAUCCUGAAUUCAACGAGGAAUUCUGCUAUGAGAUCAAGCACGGCGACUUGACCAAAAAGACCUUGGAGGUGACGGUGUGGGAUUACGACAUUGGCAAAUCGAAUGACUUUAUUGGUGGCGUGGUGCUGGGGAUCAACGCCAAGGGGGACCGCCUGAAGCACUGGUUCGACUGCCUGAAAAACAAGGAUAAGAAAAUUGAGCGCUGGCACACACUCACGAAUGAGCUGCCGGGGGCGAUCCUCAGCGAUUGA
This is a messenger RNA of Gekko japonicus, 1392 nucleotides long. RefSeq names its product double C2-like domain-containing protein beta. The transcript has 15 exons. Gene Ontology annotation, biological process: sodium ion transport. Bases 1 to 1392 code for a protein of 463 amino acids. Gene Ontology annotation, cellular component: membrane. Gene Ontology annotation, molecular function: sodium channel activity. NCBI's taxonomy places the organism in Eukaryota, Metazoa, Chordata, Lepidosauria, Squamata, Gekkonidae. The record is from RefSeq and is a predicted model, not a curated record.